UCGUUAAAAUCAAAUCGUCGGAAUUUUCGGACAAACAUGCAAAUUGUUUGUUAUUAAUACCUACCUUGAUCACCUGGUGGACCUUGAAGCGCUUUCAUUCAAGACGCACGAGUUUACCUGUAGGCGGCCUUAGUUGCGUGUAAGAUGUAUCGCUGUAUUUGUCUUCUUUACCUAAUAACACUAGGGGAGUGUUGCCCCAACAUCGAGCCUGUUCAGGAUUUCGAUAUCAGCGGGAUUUUGGGCCACUGGCAUACGAUCCAAAAGACGGGGGCGGUUUUCCCUUGUCUCACACUAAAUUUCACGAGAAGUUCGGCUAAUUCCGAGGAGUUUGAUGUAGUGGAGACCUCCCAAAGUACCGGACUGAUAAACACCUUGGGUUUGCAACACGAAAGUUACUUGAGGGGAAAACUUCGCGUCACCGAUUCCCCUGGGAUUUUCCAUCUUAGUCUCCCGAUCACCACGUGGAAGUUAACGGUGUUCGGCACCGAUUACGAUAACUACGUCGCGUUUUUGCUGUGCAAUAAAGGUAUUGUCACCACGUCCUUGGUUAUAAUUUCCUCAAGGACAACGAGCCUAAGUCCCAAACAACUGGAAUCGAUUUAUGCUAAACUGCUCAAGUACAACAUAAAUCCCUACGUGAUUAACACGGUGAGGCAGCACGGAUGUUCCCAGCACGGCGAGAGGGGAAUCGUGGUCAAAACCGCCUCCAACAUUUUCGGCGGCAUCGCGAACCUUUUCAAGUCCUCCAAGUCAUCUAAGAGCGAGAAGGAAGAAGAGGUGCAGUACGACAUAGACAUCAGGACGUCACUAAUGGAGUAAACCUGACCUUGUAAAAAUUUCGACUGAGUAAUAAAAUUACCCACCACACGUCA
Photinus pyralis (common eastern firefly) is the source of this 872-nucleotide messenger RNA. RefSeq lists its product as uncharacterized. Bases 145 to 819 code for a protein of 224 amino acids. Lineage: Eukaryota; Metazoa; Arthropoda; Insecta; Coleoptera; Lampyridae. The record is from RefSeq and is a predicted model, not a curated record. The transcript is spliced from 4 exons.